AUGGAGAUUGAGAGACCAACACCCGUCAUCGCCAGUCCGAACGUCCAGCAACUCCUCGGGAGGCUACACGCCUUAGCUAAGGCUGAGGAGGGCUCCUUCUCGCAAAAAUUCUUCUACCUGAGUCGUCUGAUUCGAUUUUACCUUUUUGGAGAGAUCUGGUCGAAAACUGCCGAGACAUACAUGCGAGACAAAUUUGUUGCAUUAGAUGCCGAGAAAUGUCAGUUUAUCUACCUGCUAAUGAGAAGCAUGGGCGCACGCUUUGUGGUUGAGGCUGGAACGAGUUUUGGGAUCUCGACAAUAUACCUUGCGUUAGCUGUUGGCCAAAAUAUCCUACAGCAAAAGCAUAUCUGGAGUCUGAAAGGUACUUGCCGAUUUAUUCCAAUUUCGAAGAACCCGGGUGAAACUGUCCCAGUCAUCGAGUUCCAACGCGCGUUUUCGGCUGUGGCGCUUGCAAGUUCUGUUCCGCUUCCCUUUCUUGUUAAGUUCAAAAUCAUCUGUGGCGUAGAAUUUCAAGCAUUUGCUGCAGAAGAUUUUAUCGGCAUUGGCAGGCAGAGCAUCCAUUGCUCGGGAAGGUAG
Molecule: messenger RNA, 576 nt
Organism: Penicillium brevicompactum
Lineage: Eukaryota; Fungi; Ascomycota; Eurotiomycetes; Eurotiales; Aspergillaceae
Exons: 1
Coding region: 1-576 (191 amino acids)
Source: RefSeq, a predicted model, not a curated record